This is a messenger RNA of Ctenocephalides felis (cat flea), 663 nucleotides long. Its product is annotated as glutathione S-transferase E14-like. Gene Ontology annotation, molecular function: glutathione transferase activity. Gene Ontology annotation, biological process: glutathione metabolic process. The record is from RefSeq and is a predicted model, not a curated record. Bases 1 to 663 code for a protein of 220 amino acids. The transcript is spliced from 4 exons. Lineage: Eukaryota; Metazoa; Arthropoda; Insecta; Siphonaptera; Pulicidae.
AUGGAACCGAUCCUUUACUACGAUACCAUCAGUCCACCGGUAAGAGCUGUUUUGAUGACAAUAAAAGCUCUAAAUUACAAAGUUGAAUUAAAAAAGAUUGAUUUAUUCAAAGUGGAGCAAAGGAAAGAAGAAUUUUUGGAGUUAUCGCCUAUAGGUCGAGUACCUGUUCUUCAGGUGGGCACAGAAUCAAUUUCGGACAGCCAUGCCAUAUGUUGCUUUCUGGCAGAGACUAGUGGACGAUCAGGCGAAAUUCUGUAUCCAAAAGAUCCACUUACAAGAUCUAAAAUUUUGCAAAUGCUUUUCUUCGAUUGCGACAUUGCUUUCAACAGAAGCAGUGAGAUAAUGAGAGCAGCUUUUCACAGAAAAAUUAGUGAUGUAUCCGAAGAGCAUUUGAAUAAGAUUCAUGAAGUGUAUCGGUUAUUAGAAAAGUUUUUGGAAAAAUCAAAAUUUUUAGUUAAUGACACUAUAACACUUGCGGAUAUAAGUAUGAUAUCUACUAUAGCAUCCUGUGAUAUUUUAAUACCAGUCAGCAAUGAAACUCCAAAGUUAUUAGCUUGGUUUGAAUUUUGCAAAAAAUUACCAUGGUAUGAAGCAAACAUAGAAGGUUUGCAAAGAGCUAAAGAUUAUCUUAAGAAUACAGCUUUGGCUUCGUACAUAAAAUAA